CUCUUCCAGCCAUGAGCUAAGCUCACGUCACCCCGGGUGCAGGAUGACUGCUGUCUGCCCAUCUGAGAGCAGCCCAGAAGGAGCUGAAGCUGGGGCCGGGACAGCAGGCUCCAGGGGGUCGGGGGCAGCAGGCACCGCUGGAAGCAUCUCAGUGUCUGGGGCUGAGACUGGGGACUCUAAUGGAGACUCUGUCAGAGGCUCAAUUGGAGGCACAGCUGUGGUCGCUGGUGGCCAGAGGUACACCCGCUGGAGCCGCCAGGACAGCUCAGACAUCAACACAGACGAUGAGGGAGCCACCAUUCGCCGCCUCACUCCACUGGAAAGACUGAACCUGGAUAUGUGCCAGGAUGAAAGGGUGGUCCGUGAGCUAACUGUGGGCAGAAGAAUCGGCUUCUACAAAAUUCGAGGAGAGAUUGGCUGUGGGAAUUUCUCCCAUGUCAAGCUGGGAAUUCAUGCCCUCACCAAAGACAAGGUGGCCAUAAAGAUCCUAGACAAAACCAAGCUGGAUCAGAAGACCCAGAGGCUGCUGUCCAGAGAGAUGUCCAGCAUGGAGAAACUACACCAUCCCAACAUCAUACGCCUCUAUGAGGUGGUGGAGACAUUGUCACGGUUACACCUGGUGAUGGAGUACGCAGGGGGAGGGGAGCUCUACACCAAGAUUACUACAGAAGGGAAGCUUUCUGACACUGAAAGCAAAAUCGUCUUUGCUCAGAUCCUCUCUGCUGUUAGACACAUGCAUGAAAACAACAUUAUCCACCGUGAUCUGAAGGCAGAAAAUGUGUUCUACACCAGCAGCUCUUGCGUCAAGGUCGGGGACUUUGGUUUUAGCACGCUGAGUCGCCGUAGUGAGACACUCAACACAUUCUGCGGCUCUCCGCCCUACGCCGCUCCUGAGCUCUUUCGGGAUGAGCAUUAUGUUGGCAUCUUUGUAGACAUCUGGGCCCUGGGGGUGAUGCUGUUCUUUAUGGUGACAGGCACGAUGCCGUUCAGGGCAGACACUGUGGCCAAACUGAAGCGAUGCAUCUUGGAGGGAGCCUACAUCCUGCCCUCGUGGGUGCCAGAGGCAUGCCAGAGGCUGAUCAGGGGAAUCCUCCAACCUAUACCAUCUGACCGCUGCACAGUGGAGCAGAUGAUCGGAUGUGAGUGGCUACUCCCUGUGGACUUCCCUCGCGCAAUGGAGCCCUUUAAACUAGACCCAUCCUACCUAGCAGAGAGUGAACCAUCUGAACUCGGGGAGGAAGAGAUGGAGGUAAAGGCAGCACUGGAGACACUAGGGAUCACCUCAGAACACAUCCUCAACAACCAGGGGAAAGACUGCAGGAGCUCAAUCACAGGGGUCUAUCGGAUCCUGCUACACCGUGCUCACAAGAAACGGGCUGUCGAGAGCGUGCCCGCCGUCACAAAGGUAGUCGGACCAACACCAACGAGUAAAAAGGAACGACUAAAAGUGUACCGUAGUUUGAGGCAUACAUCUAAACUCUGUGUGAUUCUGUGACAAAAUGCUGGAAAGACUUUGUAGUCUGGGAUAAGAUUGCAUGGAUUUCAUUAUAAAUAAAAAAGUGCUUUACAGUCCAGCAGUUUAAAUUGAAAUCAUGGCAUAUAACCCCACUCAGCUCCUGAAAUCUGGGAUUUCUUACUUUAGUAACUUUCUUCUAGUAAGUAAAAUUAGUCUCUGUGAGAAUGCUGCCAGUGAAUCACUAUUGUCUCCUUUUUUGACAGGGACAGGUACCUGUAAUCCUCAUGAGAUUAGGGAAAUGUUGUUAAAUAUAAUUUAUUUAACUGACAUUAUGAUGGUUAGAUGUCAAACACAGCUUUUCAUUUGGAUCAUGCAGACCGGAUCAUUUAUAGCCCUUAACCAUCCUAUGCUCAGUUUUGCUGGAUAAACCCAAUAAAACCUUUGAGAAGUCAAUGUAGCAUAAAUAUUAAGGAAACAAGUUAGAAAUCCACAACAUUAUGCUGAGGUGAUAAUGUGGUGAAACAUGAAAUGUGGUGUAUUUAAUGUUUAAUUGCACUUUUCUUCGAUGCCUUAGUUUUCUAUCAUGUUAUGAAAUCAGACAGACUGGUUUUUAUUACACUCCUAUAAAGUUUAUGAUGAUAUGAAUAGAGAUUGCACAUCCUACCUUCUUAUGUGAUGUAUCUCCAUGAGAUGUUAGACUGAUUGACCUGAAUGACCUCACUCUGUUUUCCUUGUGGCCUGAAAAAGCCAAUAAAUGUCAUUAAGCUACAAAUACCAACAUACCAACCACCAAAGUUUUUAGUUCUUCAUGUGGCAAAAUCAAUUUUCGGUUACUACUCAGGCAAUUUCUGUAUGAAUUUCAGUAAUUAGGUUUUUUAAAUUAUC
Messenger RNA from Morone saxatilis (striped sea-bass), 2341 nucleotides. RefSeq names its product NIM1 serine/threonine protein kinase (gene nim1k). The record is from RefSeq and is a predicted model, not a curated record. The transcript is spliced from 5 exons. Gene Ontology annotation, biological process: microtubule cytoskeleton organization; intracellular signal transduction; protein phosphorylation. Gene Ontology annotation, molecular function: tau-protein kinase activity; protein serine/threonine kinase activity; ATP binding. Gene Ontology annotation, cellular component: cytoplasm. Bases 44 to 1495 code for a protein of 483 amino acids. NCBI's taxonomy places the organism in Eukaryota, Metazoa, Chordata, Actinopteri, Moronidae.